GGGCUAGCUACAGCACCAGAUAUUGGUCGCCGUCGGCGGAUCUGCCUUUAGUUGCAGCAUCUCCACGGAGAGCGUCGCUCGAGACCAUGUUCACCAACUUCACCGGCAAUACACGGCGGCCGCGUCAGGUCAACCUCUCAGGCCGAAAGACGAACCCGUUCGGCACAACGGGCACCGGCGCCGGUUCGCAAGCUGCUCUCGACAGAGCCCAGCAAGAACGAGCACAGAGACAGCGAGAUCGCGACACGCUCAAUGCGGCUAAGCAGAUACAAAGAGUGUGGCGAGGCCAUGCAAGCAGACGGAGGGUCGCCGACUUGCUAAGGCAGGAAUGGGACGCCUUUGAGGCCGCAGACCCGAUGUACCACGAGAAAUCCGCGUUGUCACAGCUACACCGGCUGUUGCGGUUUGCUUCCACACGAGAGGAGCAGGAUCUCGAACGGAUACGACACUUCGGAGAUCGACUUCGGUUGGUGGAAGAGGCGGAGGAUGGGUUUCGCGACGAACCCUGGCCAUCGGCACAUGUGAAAUAUGAGAAGUUGCUGCUGGCGGCUCUGCAGCGACAAAAUAAAGGCCCGACAUCCCGGUCACAUGAAAACCUUAUCUCUAUCCUAAGGUUUGUCGCAGGACAGAUUCCAUCGGAAACAUCGCAACAUGCGAAACCCUACUAUCGGACCCUUGCCGAAACCAUAUCAGCGCUCGCGCCAGCCUUGGCAGAUCCAUCUGUCGAAGGUGCGCAAGACAUUCAUGCGGAAGCCAGCAACUGGAAAUCUUGGGAAACCUUCCUCGAAACAAUCCUGGUGCCACUCAAGACAGUGACUGGAUACACCCUGGACGCAUAUGAGGCUUUUGGUCAUAUCUUCCUGACGCUUCCGUUGCUGAGCUCUGACUCGACGUUGCCUCUUUUAUGCCGUUUUAGAGACUCGCUCGCUGAGUCGAUAAACUACAAGUUACUUGCGAGUGCACUGGCUACCUCGUUCAAGACCUCAGGCGUACAGGCGUACCCGCAGAUGCGAAGUCCGACAAGCCGGCUGCGGUUGCUUGGGCUGUUCAUCUACUUUCAUCGAUAUGCACACAACUUCAAUCGGCCAGAAGCUUAUGCGAUUCAUCAAGAUUUUGUCACGGUAGUGUCAUUGCUUUUGAACUCUAUUUCAGUCAACAGUCUCGGUGAAGAAGAUGAUGUCAUAGAUCUUACCGAUCAGGACGACUUUGCUACGGAUAGAGUGACUCAAUUUCUGAAAGACCAAGUGCAGUCUUUGGUGAACCAAGAAGGUAUUGGCAGCCUAUUGGCUGGAUCGUCGCAUUCGUCUGAGGUUUCCGAGGAUGACAAGAUCGAAGAGGCAAGACAGCUCGCAAACUAUGCUCUUGCCCUACUCCGGUUCUUCCCCAAAAGAGGCGACGAGAUACGGAUGUGGCUGUACAUCGGCCCUCCAGACAAGAAGGAGAGUGGACGCAAGUCACCUGCCAUCAGGUACUUCUGGGAAGCUUCAAAGCGUUCAUCAGUAUUCUCGAUCAUCUUCCGCGACUCCCGCGCUGCAAUCGAGCUUUUGAAGGCAAAGACAUCAGAGCCUUCUGCUUCGAGUCUGACGCAGCACGGCUUCUGGCAGCCAGCGCAGCAAGAGAUCAACCGCGAAGCAGCUAUCGCUGAUGAAUGGAGAGUCAUUCUGGUAUUUCUCGAGUUGUACACGUUCGUGUUGAAGGUCACAGACGACGAAGAGUUUUUCGCUGCGGGACAACAGGAUGCCUUCUCCAGCCAAGUCCGCGAUAGCGGUCUCCCUCUCUCGGAAGUCAAGAAUCUAACAACAUUCUUGAAGAACCUUGGGUUUACACUGUACUUCAACGCAGCAGACAUUACUCCAGCAGAGGAGCGCACAACCGCAAAUACCGGUCUCAACUUCUACAGCCAUCAGGUUGCGGAGUCUCAGCCAGCCAAAGAGGCGCAGGAACUCUCGGUUGGCGGAGUUGCAGGCCUCAGUCUUGACUAUGUCAAAGGCCUAGUUACCGGGCUUCUGCGCAUGGUGUAUGAGAGGGACUCCCGUCGCAACUUUUUGCCCUCGGAUCACUGGCUGAUGACUUCACGCUUCGACAUGACUGGCUUUAUUCCGGCUGUCGUGGAGGAGGAAGAAUCACGACACAAGAUCCAAGACGAGGAUGCUGACGAUGUGGACGAGGAGGAAGAGAUCAUCGAUGACACGCCACAAUUGAUCGGGACAAGCCGUGUGCAACAGCAGCGUAGACUGGAGAGGUUACAACGUCAGCAGCGCAAGGCUUCACGCAGAAGGUAUCUGCAGGCUGUUGCACCGCGCUUGGAGAUCUUGCAGAACAUGCCGUUCUUCAUACCGUUUACAACUCGCGUCAAAAUCUUCCGCGAAUUCGUCCACCUCGAUAUGACGAAACGGAGAAACACUGCCGAUCCUGAGGCUUGGCGCGCGAGGAUGAUGUUUGGUGGUGGGCCUGGUGACAAGCACUCCGCACGCAUUCGUCGUGACAACGAGUUUGAGGAUGCUUACGAGCAGUUCUACUCGCUGGGUCAGGGACUCAAAGAGCCCAUACAGAUCACCUUUGUCGAUCAAUUCGACGCUCCUGAGGCUGGAAUCGACGGCGGUGGUGUAACGAAAGAGUUCCUGACCAGCGUCACAAACCGCGCUUUCAUGCCCUCAGACAAUGUCGACAUGUUCGUCGAGAACGACCAGCACCUGCUCUAUCCAAACCCGGCAGCGGUCGAGGAGCACAAAGAACAACUGAAGCAAGCUGGCCUGCGUGAGAACUCGCCCGAGUUCCGACUACAUAUUACCGAACUGCUUCAUCGCUACGAGUUUCUUGGACGCAUCAUUGGCAAGUGCUUGUACGAAGGUAUCUUGGUGGACGUCAACUUCGCACCAUUCUUCCUUCGCAAAUGGGCAUUGACAGGCGGCACUGGCUCUGCCCCUAACGAAUCUGGCUACCGACCAACCCUGAAUGAUCUUCGCGAUCUCGACGAGGAGCUGUACCAGGGUCUUCACAAGCUCAAAACCUACACUGGCGAUGUCGAGGAUUUCUCACUCAACUUCACUGUCACCGACACCGUUGUUACUAAGCAUACUACAUCUCCUCACAAGACGAAAACCAUCACCAAAGACCUCAAACCUGGCGGCGCCGAUACAGCGGUUACCAACCAGAACCGUCUCGUCUACAUCAGCUACAUGGCGCGCCACCGCCUGCAGAACCAGCCCUACCUGCAAACGGCGGCGUUCCUGCGCGGCCUCAGCACCAUGAUCCAACCUUCGUGGCUUUCCAUGUUUAACCAAUCGGAACUCCAGACCCUCAUCUCUGGCACCCGCACGCAGAUUGACGUCGAGGACCUGCGCCGCAAUACCAUCUACGGUGGAACCUACGUGAUUGGCGAUGAUGGCCUCGAGCACCCGACCAUCCAGCUCUUCUGGCGGAUUAUGAAAGACAUCAACGACGAUGAGCGGCGUGCUGUCCUCAAAUUCGUCACUUCAACACCAAGGGCGCCGCUGUUGGGAUUCGGAACGUUGAAUCCAAGAUUCAGUAUCAGAGACGGUGGGAGUGACCAAGAGCGGCUGCCGAGUACGAGCACAUGUGUCAACCUGCUGAAGCUGCCGAUGUACAGGGACUAUGAACUAUUGAAGGAGAAGCUGCUGUAUAGCGUAUUCAGUGGGGCUGGGUUUGAUCUCAGCUAGGACGUAAUUCUUAUAGAUGAAUGGUUGGUUUAGUGAGAUUCGAAGCCCACCUGCGCGAUUUGCACAUGUUUAGCACGUGACCUAGAAAAACGCGAGCAGUUACCGAAGUGGAGGUGCGAGAUGAAGCCGUCAAAAAAAUCAAUUGCUCGCUUCAGCACGUUUGCGCUAGUAAAGAAGAACAGACCGUUUAUCCGACCAGCAACACGGAGAUUGGGUUCCGAUGUUGGAAGCAACGGCUGCAGGGUCUCGAGGUGGGCUUUUCAAACAUGGGUAACGUGUUUGGCACGUGGAAAUUCAAUGGAAUCACAA
Messenger RNA from Boeremia exigua, 3989 nucleotides. RefSeq names its product E3 ubiquitin-protein ligase NEDD4. The record is from RefSeq and is a predicted model, not a curated record. Gene Ontology annotation, molecular function: protein binding; ubiquitin protein ligase activity. Gene Ontology annotation, biological process: ubiquitin-dependent protein catabolic process; protein polyubiquitination. NCBI's taxonomy places the organism in Eukaryota, Fungi, Ascomycota, Dothideomycetes, Pleosporales, Didymellaceae. The coding region runs from base 87 to 3680 and encodes 1197 amino acids. The transcript has a single exon.